AUGGAAAGUAAACGUGAAAAAGUAGUCAAUAUUAUUACACUAACGGAUGAAUCUAAUGAAGAAAUAACAAUUAUGAAUAGUAUGGACGAAAUAAAUCGCAAAAGAAAAAGAUGUUGGGGUCUUUCAUCAUGCUGUGCCCGUGAACGAUCCGAAAGUGCCCAAAUGAUUGCUGGAAAGUCCAACAUGUCAAGUCCACCAACAAAAUGUGAAAAAUUCAAGUCCUGUAUGUGCUAUCCAUUUAAAAGACGAAAAGUGGAAGGAAUGGAAAUGGAGGAGGAAAAGCUUUCGUGGUGGAAAAGAAUUUGCUGUUGUAGUACGUGCUGCAAAUGUUGCAAAAGUGGAAAUAUGGAAGAGGAGAAAAUGAAAAAGAAGAAAGUGAUGAAACAGAAAAUGUCGCAAAAGGAUAAGCCACCAUCAUAUUGGAAUCGAAUGAACUGCUUCAAGUCUUGUAAGCCAUGCUGCAGUAGAAUUACUGAUUGCUGCUGUUCAAAAUGCUGCCGUAAAAGACAAGAUUCCAUGGCAUCAAUGGAAUCGACCGAUUCAAAGCCAAACCAAACGCCAAGUUCGUGCACGAGAUUUUUUUGCUUCUGCUGUUUGUGUUGCCGAAAGAGUCCAGCUCCGUCCGAGCAAGAAAAGCGGAUUAGUAUGACAAGUGAAGAAAGUCAACAAAAUGGUAAUUGCUGUUCACGAAUGUGUACGACACUUUUCUGUGGUUGUUGUAAGAAGAAAGUUAAGAAAGAUAGUCGCAGGACAAGCAUGUUGAGUAAAAAGCAGAGUUUGGCACCAACUCUUCCUCCUCCAGAGGAUCAAAAGCCAAAGCUAGAUAUGGUUUUAGUGGAGCAUGCAUCACUAAUGAAAGGAGCAAUUCCAGUCAUGCCUCUUUUUCUCGCCUACUUUUGUCUAGUCUGUAAUGUUAUAAUCCCUGGAAGUGGCACAAUAUUUAGUGGCUUGUUCUGUCUUUGCAUUGGUAUACCAAGAUUUUCACAACACGAUGGUGCUCGCGGGAGAAUCGGAUCUUUUAUUAUAAACUGUAUUGUUGGUGCUUCCCAAGCUUUUACGAUUAUUUUUUGUCUCGUUGGAUGGGGUUGGUCAAUAUGGUGGGGAACAAUCAUGAUUAACUUAUCAAAACGCUACCGUAAAAUUAAGAAAGCUGAUAAGCUACGAGCAGAAGACAUCGAACGAGAAGCAGCAAUGGCUGCAGAAAAAGCCGGUGUCAUGCCAAAGCCUCCAAUAACGAGAGGAAAAUCCAGAGACGUUGAACGAGGAAUUAAUUAA
This is a messenger RNA of Chironomus riparius, 1275 nucleotides long. The record is from the annotation of a GenBank genome assembly. Lineage: Eukaryota; Metazoa; Arthropoda; Insecta; Diptera; Chironomidae.